Messenger RNA from Colletotrichum chrysophilum, 1533 nucleotides. RefSeq lists its product as uncharacterized. NCBI's taxonomy places the organism in Eukaryota, Fungi, Ascomycota, Sordariomycetes, Glomerellales, Glomerellaceae. Gene Ontology annotation, molecular function: arylsulfatase activity. The transcript has 6 exons. Bases 1 to 1533 code for a protein of 510 amino acids. The record is from RefSeq and is a predicted model, not a curated record.
AUGGCAAGCAAACGACCAAACUUCCUGGUUAUCGUUGCCGAUGACCUCGGUUUCUCUGAUAUCAGCCCCUAUGGUGGAGAGAUCAACACGCCCGUGUUGAAGAAAUUAUCGAAGGACGGCAUUCGCAUGACCAACUUUCACACGGCAUCAGCAUGUUCUCCCACCCGCUCAAUGCUGUUCUCUGGAACCGACAAUCACAUCGCAGGACUUGGCCAAAUGAUGGAGCACAUGCGGCAUUUCGGUGACUACUUCAAGGACAAGCCCGGUUAUGAGGGGUACCUGAAUUGGAGAGUGGCAGCUCUGUCCGAGAUUCUUCAGGACAAUGGUUAUCACACGAUUAUGUCUGGAAAAUGCCGCGGGUUUACCAAGAGCUUUUCCUUCUUGCCCGGAUCUGGGAACCACCACGCAUACGAGCCUCAGCUUGACGAUGCCGAGUUUAAGAUUCCAUGUCUCAACACCGAAGGCCACUGGAUGGACGGUGACAAGUUCAUUAACCACAGAACGGACCUCCCUAAGGACUUUUACUCGACAAGGUAUUUCACCGACCGCAUGAUCAAGUUCCUGGAAGAGAGGAAUGAAAAGGAGAAAGACGAGCCUUUCUUUGCCUACCUCCCGUUCACUGCCCCUCAUUGGCCCCUCCAAGCUCCUCGUGAGGUUGUCGAGAAGUAUGCUGGAAAGUACGAUGAUGGACCAGACGCUCUGACCCAACAUCGUUUGCAACGGCUCGUAGAGUUAGGCCUUGUGGACAAGGGCAUCGAACACGCGCCCCCCACCGGCGUUUUGGGCAAGGAUUGGAAGGACUUGUCGGACCUUGAGCGCAAGGAGUCAGCAAGGAAAAUGGAAGUCUUUGCUGCGAUGGUUGAGCUGAUCGACGAGAAUAUCGGCCGAGUGAUUGACCACCUCGAGUCCACUGGCGAACUCGACAACACGUUCGUGCUCUUCAUGUCUGAUAACGGAGCUGAAGGAGCGGCGCUGGAAGCAAUUCCCAUGAUGGGCGGAGAAACAACUUUUGCCGGCGUGAUUCAAAAGUACUACGACAAUAGCCUUGAUAACAUCGGGGAGAAAUCAUCCUUCUCUUGGUAUGCUAAGGAAGAAGCCAUCACCCAUCGUUUCACAACAGUCAUGGACAUUCUCCCUACCAUCCUAGAAAUGGCUCAAGUACAGCAUCCCGGAACCUCGUUCAGGGGCCGCGAAGUCGUCAUACCCCGCGGCAAGUCCUGGGUGUCCCACCUGUCCUCCCCAGACUACUGCGCAGCCGACUCGACAGUGCAUGGAGAGGAUGUUCAUGUUCACGGUUGGGAGCUUUUCGGUCUCAGAGCCAUUCGCGAGGGCAAGUGGAAGGCAGUCUGGCUCAACAAGCCCAGGGGAAAGGACGAUUGGGAGCUAUAUGACGUCGAGAAGGACCCGGCCGAGAUGAACGAUGUGUCAGACAAAGAGCCCGAGGUGAUGCGCCGGCUUGUCAAUCACUGGGAGAGGUACUAUGCGGAGACAGGGAUGACCCAGACACCAGAGUUCCCCAUCACUAAGGCUUAG